Messenger RNA from Iphiclides podalirius (scarce swallowtail), 1305 nucleotides. The record is from the annotation of a GenBank genome assembly. NCBI's taxonomy places the organism in Eukaryota, Metazoa, Arthropoda, Insecta, Lepidoptera, Papilionidae.
AUGAGUCACAAUAAGUUAAAGGUACCUAUAGACGGAAAAAUGGAAGAAACUGCGCAAAGUGCGGAGUUUCUUAAGAUGAAGGAAAGAGAGGAAGAAUCAGAAUCCUCCACUCCAUCUCAACCAAUGAAGUUCAUAAGUGUAACCAGUUCGUCGCUGACAGACGAGCAGCGGGAGAUGUACGAAUCGGUCCUCUCCACCUGGAAACCGGUCAUGUUCCCCAAACGGACCAAGCGCUACAUCUGCCAGAAGUGCAGCAAGGAGUUCAAGAACUACCAGAACCUCUAUCUCCACACCACCAGGGUCCACUCGUCAGAAGAGUCGGCAGUUAUCUGCGACAUUUGCAUCAAAACAUUCAAGAACAAACACUACCUAUACAUGCACAGGAUGAACAAGCACUAUUCAGAGUCGGAGAAGUGCUACUGCCAGUUCUGCUUCCAAGAGUUCCGCACCAGGCGCGCCCUCCACAUGCACGUGAAGAGGGCGCACCCAACGACCCUCCCCGAAAUCAAGUGCCCCGAGUGUGGCAAGCAGUUCAGCGUCCCCUACAAGCUGCGCUACCACAUAGACGCGUGCCACCGCGACGACAAGGAGAAGUACAAGUGCCACAUCUGCCAGAAGCUGUACAAGAGCCACCUGAACCUGAACAGGCACCUGCACUUCCAGCACUCGCAGGUCGAGCGGCACCAGUGCGUGUUCUGCCCGAUGACCUUCAAGUCCCGCCACCACAUGAAGCGGCACAUACUGAACAUCCACCCGCCGCUCGAGUCGAAGGUGCAGUGCCCCGAGUGCCUGAAGGAGUUCAAGAACGACCAGUACCUGAAGGAGCACAUGCAGGUGCACACCUCCUUCGAGAAGAAGGUGAGGUGCGACCUCUGCGAGAAGUACUUCCACUCGGCGGUGCGCCUGAAGAAGCACAAGAAGAUCGUCCACCCGGACAAGCCGAAGAUACGCUGCGAGAAGUGCGACAAGGAGUUCGCGCACGCCCACUACCUGAGGCGGCACAACAACUCUGUGCACGUGGAGGUGGACGAGACGGACUACGAGCACGCGUGCCCCCAGUGCGGCAAGAGAUUCAAGAUCAAGCGCUACCUGAACAACCACCUGCAGCGGCACGAGCAGCAGCACCUGAAGCGCAUCUCGCAGAUGGUGAAGACCGUGAUGGACGACGACGGCCAGGAGCCGGACGCGCCCAAGAGGCGGGGCCGCCCGCGCAAGCAGCGCAGGGAGUUCGAGUUCAUCAAGUGCGAGCCCGUCUCCAGCUCCGACGAGGCGUCCACCGAGGAAGAGAGCGACACGGAGUCGGAA